CCUUCUCCUGAUUCCAAAUCUAUAGGCAACAGAACCUACAGAAGAGUAUGAUCCCCCAUAUGAGCCACCUUGUCUGGACAUCCAGGAUAUAGAAGAACCUAUGAAGGCUGAAAUUGUUUCGGAAGAGCCAGAGAGUUCGGAAAGAUCGCAAAACUCAGAAGGUUCUAGUCCAUCACCUUCACCACAUGAUGUUUCCCAAAUUGCACAAUUUAUGGUUGAUGAAGAAACUGAUACUCCAUUCAAUCUUGAGAACAACAUUGAGAACUAUUUUUACUACACUGAGGAAGACAAAUGUGAGGAUAACUCUAUCUGUGACCAUAAUCUUGACAUGAAGUUCCAAAAUUUGAUGGAUAAUGAUAAUAUUAGUGAAGACUUUAUCAUCAAUGAUAUCCAGUUUGAAGAUAUUUACCAAAACAGACAAGUUACAGAAGGAUUCAUAAGAGUUGAUCUCUAUAGUCUGAAGAUCCUCAAAAAGGACUACUUGAUAGAUAAGCAUGACCAGGAGAAGCACUUCAUUCAAUGAGAAGAAGACUCUUUCUUAGAGUACAUCCUUAAUAUGAAAUAAUGAGAUUUCAGAAGAGAAAAUGGAAAUUAUGAGGCAAGAGUAUUAUCAUAUACCUUAUAACUUGGCUCAUAAACUAAUUUUCCAGAAAACAGCAAAUAAAACAGGGGAGGGAGUUUCAAUAGAGAUUAGCACCAAAGAUUUCAGAACAAUCACCAUCCUUUUAGAGGACCAAUCAACUGGAAUCCAACUCUUUGAGAACUUGAAAAGCUUAUGCUUUAGUGGCUCAUUCAAAAGUUAUACCUACUGUAUCAUAAAAGGUCUAGAACUCAAUGUGACUAGACAAGAUUCUGUUCCUAUUGGUUUAGAUCAUUCUAAGAAAUCUGAGCUGACAAACUCCGGCAAAUCUCUCCCAAAGAACGGAUGGGAAGUUUUUAAUUUUAAAUAAGGAAUUUGAGAGACAAGGAGUCAAUAGAAGCCAGAUCUUGUUUUGAACUCUGAGGUGUUGGGGAAAGAAAGACUCUCUUAGCUCUACUUAUCCAGAGAAAGUCUAUGUCCCUCUUGCUCUCAGAGACCAGAAAAUGGUUAUAAUCAAAUGAGCCCAAUUUAGAGUCAAGGAAAGGUUCCCUGCUCUAACUUACCAUCAUAAGAAUGGAGCCUCUCUUUGGAGAUCAGCACAGAUUUCACAAGGAAUCAUGAAUAACUCUUGUGAAGAAGAUGAGCUAUUCAUACGUAGAAUUGGAGAAACUAAUCCGUUUAAUGAUGAAGUAUACAUCCUUGAUGCAAGAACUAAGAUGAACGCCAAUGCUAAUAGCAAAUGACAUUCAUGCUAUGGAGGAAUCGAAGGGAUCUCUUACAUAAAUUCAUCUUACAAAACUAUCAUGAAGUUUUGUCAUAACCAAGGAAAGAUUCAAGAUUCCAAAUUCUUUGAAAGAUUAGAUCAUUCAGGCUGGUACAACACAAUACGAAAGCAAAUGGAGUUUGCAUCCAAAGCGGCUGAAAUUUUGGAAUGAGAGCAACAUAAUGUCUUGAUUCAUUGAGCUGAUGGAUGGGAUAGAACAACUAUUUUAUGAUCUCUUGCUCAGAUAUAUCUUGAUCCAUAUUUUAGAACGAUUAAAGGACUUGAAGUACUAAUUGAGAAGGAUUGGGUAUCUUUCGGUCAUAAAUUUCAAGAUAGAUCAGGAAACUUAAAAAGCCAUAAUCAUUUAUCAAAAGAGAGGGCCCCAGUUUUCAUAAGUUUCUGUGAUUGAUUGUUCCAGUUGUUAACUCAAUUUCCUCACUGAUUCGAGUAUAACAACACAUUAUUGUUAUUUCUCUCUCAUCAUGUUUAUACUUGAAAGUAUGGAACUUUCUUAAUGAACUGAGACAAAGAUAGGUAUUUCUUUGAGCUCCGAUCUAAAACACUGUCUAUUUGGGGAUACAUCAAUAAAAACUUAAAAUACUUUAAGAAUCCAUUUUACAAAAAGAGAGAAGGAAGGAUCACUCCUAUAGUAGCUCCAGCCUCAAUGAGGUUCUGGAGGGAACAUUUCUUCAUUCACACAAAGCUGAGUGGCUACAACCCUGAAAGCACAGAGUCAGUAUAUCCCUUCGAUCACAGAGAAAGAAUGUAUAUGGAAUCUCUCGAGGAGAUCAAAAGACUGAAGGCUCUGCUACAAUCAGGAAAAUAAUCAUUAAAUCCUGAAUAUCAAUAAAAA
Moneuplotes crassus is the source of this 2196-nucleotide messenger RNA. The record is from the annotation of a GenBank genome assembly. NCBI's taxonomy places the organism in Eukaryota, Ciliophora, Spirotrichea, Euplotida, Euplotidae.